AUGGGCCUCAACCCCGGCUCGUCCCAGGAGCCACACGGCCUCUCCCUCCCCUCCAGGAGAGCCCAAAUCACCGUCACCCGCCGCUCUAGCCUCCAGUCUCAGGAGGAAGACGACUCCGUGUCCCCUCUCGGCGCCGCGGGUGCCAAGCGUGACUCGCUCGAGGGGACAAGGCGCUACUACAAUGUCGAGUCGCCGGUCAUGGGCCAGAGUGCCAGCGACACGCCGCGGGCACGGACCAUCUCUAACACUACCGGACCGCGACCAUUGUCCGCUACUCCAUCCGAGACAAGCUUCUCCAACUUCCGGUCACCAUCGCGAGGCUCUGUUCCGCUGCCGACCCCGCGAGGCUUCCUCGCACCGCAGAAACCCGCUGCUGCCCGUCGGUUGGAGACGCGAGAACGGUAUACGACCGUGUCCACGACCGGUCUCGCACCCGAGCCGCGAACCGUCGGUGGGUUUGACGCCACGACGCCUACGGGCGAGAGCGACUUCUCGCACAUCUCGAUCGAGCCGCCGCCGGCCCCUCCGACGACCGCUUCGCCAUUUUCAGCCUCCGCCUCUUCCUCUGCCCCGCCACGACAAGCCGCCGCCCAGCGUGCGGCGUCCCCGACGGGACCUGCUCCGGCGGCGUCCAUCUCGGUCGCCAACGACCACUCCCCGGCUGUGACGCCGCGUCUCAGUCGCAUCGCUCCCCGGCAUCCGGACACUCCCACCCGGCCAGGAGAGAGCAUCGAGGGCCAUGCGGGCGCCUGGGAAGACGACCAGAGCUCGCCGACGCACGCGCCGCGGCGAGACCUGUCUAGUGACCACCUGGUCGACACGGUCCGCUCCAACUCGACGUCGACGGAGAAGAGCCCGGCGACGUUGCGCAAAGUGUCGCAGAAGACGUACCCGGAUGCCCCCGAUCAGUCCGCGCUCAUUACCACCAGCACACGGCGGUACAAGAACUUUGAGAACAAGAGUUCGACUUGGCUUUGUGGUGGACGGCUCAUGACCGGCGGCGACUCGCCUGUCAACUUCAUCGGCUCGAUCAUUAUCAUCUUGGGCAUCUCGGGCGUAUGGCUCGGCACGACAGGCGCGUGGCUCUGGGUUCACGGCCACGAGUACGGUAUGGCGAAGGGCGCGGGCAUUGCGAUCACGAUUGUGUUUGUGUACCUGUUCGGCCUGACUGUCUCUUCGAUGAUCGCGGCUUCAUUCCGCGAGCCGGGAAUCUUACCGCGGCAGCUCGACCCCGACCCGCCCUACACGCCCGUCGACGUCUACUGGGAGGCGAACCCGCGCGAGAUCCGUGUCGGCCCCGAUGGCAAGGACAAGAUUUCGUGCAAGUACUGUGAGACGUGCAAGUCGUACCGCCCGCCGCGCUGCAGCCACUGCCGGUUAUGCGGCAACUGCGUCGAGGGCAUCGACCACCACUGCGCGUACCUGCACGGGUGCAUCGGGCAGCGCAACUACUUUUCGUUCAUCGUGUUCGUCGUGACGGCGGCCAUCACCGAUAUUUACAUUGUCGUGUUCAGUGCGAUCCACUUUUCGAUGAUCUGCCACCACGAGCAUGUGAGCUUCAAGCAGGCGCUGCAGGACUCGCCCGGCGCGGCCGUGUCGUUCAUUCUCGGCAUCCUCGUGCUUCCACCCAUCCUCUUCCUGUUUUGGUACCACAUCCGACUGCUGCUGUACAAUCUCACGACGAUUGAGCAGAUCCGCGCCUCCGCGUCUCGCAACUUAUUUAAGGCGACGACGCGCCCGUACAACCCCUUUGCCAAGUCGAGCCGCUGGAAGAACAUUGUCGCGGCGUCCAUUGGUCGCCCGCAGGUUCCCUCCUGGGUCCGCGCGAACGACGGCGUUGUUGACGACCGCCGAGCCGUCAACCCCGCUCUCACGACGCCCGAGAAGUACCUCGAGCUGGUUUAG
This is a messenger RNA of Trichosporon asahii var. asahii CBS 2479, 1905 nucleotides long. RefSeq lists its product as uncharacterized. Gene Ontology annotation, biological process: protein targeting to membrane; peptidyl-L-cysteine S-palmitoylation. Gene Ontology annotation, molecular function: protein-cysteine S-palmitoyltransferase activity. Gene Ontology annotation, cellular component: endoplasmic reticulum; Golgi apparatus. Bases 1 to 1905 code for a protein of 634 amino acids. Lineage: Eukaryota; Fungi; Basidiomycota; Tremellomycetes; Trichosporonales; Trichosporonaceae. The transcript has 2 exons. The record is from RefSeq and is a predicted model, not a curated record.